AUGGCCAGUGUGGGCACACGUUUGCUCGCUCUCGAGGAGAAAAUAAAGAAGUGAGUACUGUAACAUUGGGGGCAUGCUGUAUUCUGUAAAUUUCAGGGGAAUUGUGCCAAGAAUUGAAUCGUUCAACGUGCUCGGAUGCCUGGAGAAGCAUUAUGAUCAGGGCAAUCAGCCCGUACAGGAGACUCAUCUGGUUCAAGAGAAGGUCGAGAAAUGGCAAAUGACUCUUCGAAUCAACGAACUUGUGGAUGAAGAUGCCGUCCAACAUCUUGUAAGACGGGAAGAUGACACCAAAAUAUAAUUAUGUUCCAGUUGAGGGAGAUUGAGAUUCUGGAGAAAUUGGAGUCCCACAAGCGUCUGAUGAAUCUGCUGGGCGUCUUCAGACACCGUCAGUACCUGGGUCUUCUUUUCCCCGCUUUUCUUUCUCUUAAGGAAAAAAUUGAAGCCAGAAAAAUGUAAGAAGCUCUUGGGUUACUGUAGUUUCAGAGUUCAAGGUGAGACCAAACCAAAUGCCAUCGCUCUCUUCCACAGAGAUUGCGUGGCCAUGGUGCUGAGACCGGUGAUUAAAGCGCUCAGAUAUAUCCAUUCCAAGGGAUAUGUCCAUACUCAGUUGCAGAGUCUCAAUUUGUACAUGAACGAGAAUUGUUAUGUGAAGUUGGGAGGAUUUGGAUAUGCCAGAAACAUUAGAAGCACGUAAGUCUUUGAACCCUAAAAAAUGGCUGCUGACAAAAAGCUUUCUGUAGUCAAAAAAAUGGCGCUACGACUUUUCGGAUCAGCGACAGUUCGGGUUGAAGAUACUUUGGGUUACUUCGAUUUGCCGAAAUGAUAACAUUGACCAAGUCCAAUAGUUUAUCCCUUAUUUUGAGGUAUUUUACAUGUAUUACUGCAAAAAUAUCCAGCUAGAACUUACGCAUCUUCGUUUUUUGGAGAAAGUUCAGGUUGUUUCUAUGUUGCAAUAACACAAGGUCAAGAAAAAAAGAGACUCAGUACGCGAAUUAUCAACUCAGUAACCGUCAGAGCCCAGUGCUCGCGUAAAAUCAUCAUGGCCUCUGAUCGGACUCGAACUCCCGAUCAUUUGAAUGGAAAGCCGCCACACUUCCACUGGACUAUUCAAACUCUCUUUGUUUUUUUAGGAACUGGGUCUUUCUCGGCGACCAUAAUCUCUAUCCUCCAGAAGUGUUGAAGGAAAGUGGAGAGAUAAAACCCAGCAUCGAUUAUUGGGGCCUAGGACUCUUGACCAUGGAGAUUAUUAGUGGCAAGAGAUUCCGCCAUUGUGCAGCCGACGCCAAGAGCAUUUUGUUGGAUUACGUAAGAUGUUUUGCCUGCCGCCCUUCAUUCGGGGCAGAUUCCAUUUGUGGCAGAUCGAGUAAAGAUUAAAUUUUCAUAGUCAUGCUGCAAAAUUGUUUGACUAGCUAGCCGAUGUGUUGCCGUGGCAGUCAAUUUUUUGGGGUCGAGAAGUUAUGGGUGACGCAGGUUCGGGUAACCCUUUUGGGUGAUGUAAAUCCGGGUGGAGCAUAUUCGGGCUCCCAUAAUUUCAGUCACCCAAUUUUUUGGCCGUAUCUAACCCGGAAUUUGGAUUGGCUAGCCAAAGUAUAGUGUUAGAAUCGCUGUCAUCUUUCCAUCAUGUUUGUUGUUACUUAUGGCAUGGCUACCUUUCAUUUGAGGCAGAUCGAAUUUCCAUAGCCAUGUCGCAACUUGCCACACAAUGGCUCAGGGGCGUAAGUCGGCUUCCAUCUGAAAUCACCAGCUAGGAAGUCAAACGGUUUUGAACAAAAAAUCUGAUGAUUACCCGCUCUCCUCCAAAUGAAAGAUUGCGGUUUUGUGAGGAUUAAAUUCAUUUAUUUUUAGCUCAAUCGUAGAGCCAAUCCUCCAAGAUUGAAGAAGUUUGCUCCGAAAACAUACGAUGGAGAAAACUGUAUCUACAAUCCCCAUGUUGUUGAUUUCCUGUCCAAAUUGAUGGCCUUUGAUUCAGAAGACCGGAUGGAUCUUGUCAAAGCGAGAGAACACCCAUUUGUCAGCAAGGGAAUCGAUAAAAAGAAGUGUAUGGAAGUUUGGAAUGGUAAGAAAAAAUUGCAUUAAUCCUACAAAAACUUUAGUAAACACCAGUUACGUUUCUGAGAGUGAAAAAGAGAGAUCUUUAAGAGAGGAGAUGACUACCGUAAUCGGUGAUACCAGAGCCUUAAAGCCAGAAUUCCUCAAAAGACUUCUUAGAGCGUCGAGAUUGGCAGCCAAAGAUUUCCAUCCAAUAUUCGACAGCGAGGAUGAGAAAACUCUUCUUGAGAAGUACUACUUGGUACAAUUAACCAUCCCGAUCCCCCCUCUGGACGAAGGUUGGAGUAGGGAUGUUCUCGAUAUUUCCAAUGAUCAAGACCCUAUGGAAUUUUACAAGGUAAGCGACAAGAUUGCUGCUGAAAAGAAUGCCACACCCGAUAUGAAGAAGCGUCCAAGUGUAAGUAGUGCUUUGAGAUAAACAAACCUCUUGUAGUAUGUGAAUAGAAAUGAUCAGAUCUUUUUUGUAAAACGGGAUUGGACCGAGGGAGAACGCCAAUUGUUUGUGGGACUCCAAGUCGCCCGUUGGUAUCAUCGCGGUUACAUUGAGUAUGUUGAAUUUACAGUUAAUAAUGGUUUUAGAUUCCAAGAUGUUAUCAAGAUUGCGAAUGAUAUCGAAGAUCUCUUUACCUUCUAUAUCUCGGACUUUGGCAAUAAUCCCAAGACCGUCAACGCCAGUGAUAUCUAUCUAUACAGUCCACUCCGAUUUGUGUAUGCUAGAAGACAGCCCUUCGACGAUGACAACAGACCCAUCUACAAUGCCUACAUCAAUAUUGCAGUUGGUCCUGAAUCAAUGGUCAAUGUGAAGAGAAAGUACGACCAAUUGGCCGAAAUGGAUCGGAGUAAUGUGCCUGCGGGCAAGAUGACCCUUCAUCAGUCGGUUGUCUACAGAGAAUUGGAUCUCAAGAGAUUCAGAAGAAUGGAAGCCGCGGUUUUGGGAUCUGAGAAGGCCGCCAAGUGGGAAUCUCAGACAUUUGAAGUGGAUGAAAGAAGAAACACCAUCCUGUAUGUAGAAAAAAUAGUGUUAGAUUACAUUUACAGACCUCUUGUCUAUGAGAGAAGAUGCAACAGAAAUCGGGAAUACAAGAGUAAUGCGGCCCAAGAUCAAUUGGCUGACGAACAUGAUCACGACUUCAAUCAGAUCAGAACUGCCAAAAUCUGGAGCGAAUUCGACCGAAACUUCUUGAAAGAAAAAUAUGGGGAUCAACUGGAGGUUGGUCGACUUGCAAACAUAACACUUAAUUUAGCUUCACCACCCGGAUGCUGUCAACCUGUUCGGCCAUCCCUUUGAAGAAAAGGAAAUUGAGAAAACGAUCGACGCCGAUCUUUACAGAGGAAAGGUCUACCAGGAAGAAGAUUAUAUCAGCCCCUUCAGUUCUGCUGAUACUGACAGAGAUCUGGCUUGGAGUGAGGGUUAUUAUAAACAAACCACCCCAUCACAAAGACAGGUCAAUCCAGUCAGCAGUCAGGCGUCGGUGUUCGAUCAAAGUUUCGACGAAUCAAAACACAUUCACCCAAGUCCUGGCCCCAAAUUGACUCGCGGAAGAAGAGCUCCCAAUCAUUAG
Bursaphelenchus xylophilus (pine wood nematode) is the source of this 3611-nucleotide messenger RNA. The record is from the annotation of a GenBank genome assembly. Lineage: Eukaryota; Metazoa; Nematoda; Chromadorea; Rhabditida; Aphelenchoididae.